AUGUUACUGACGAGGAGCAGCAUGUUCAACCUCGCAGAGAAAGUGCUGGUUUUCAGAAUUCUAACAUCAGAACAAUACCACCAAGCAAUCGAGAAUCGUCGCGAAGAAAUCGUGAUGCGCUUCCUAAGUGAGCGGGAGUCACUAAGUCCUGCUCCUCGCCAAUCAGCAAAUCCGAGCCCUGCCAAUGAUGAGAGAUAUCGUGAGAUGUCAAUGAUGCAGAUGGCACGCCACAUGUUCAAGUUUGACGAAGUGCGCAACGCCAUCCAGGACUUUGAUGAAGAAUUGUAUUACAAGAUUGCUACAUAA
Molecule: messenger RNA, 306 nt
Organism: Ostertagia ostertagi
Lineage: Eukaryota; Metazoa; Nematoda; Chromadorea; Rhabditida; Trichostrongylidae
Source: the annotation of a GenBank genome assembly